Molecule: messenger RNA, 3786 nt
Organism: Nyctereutes procyonoides (raccoon dog)
Lineage: Eukaryota; Metazoa; Chordata; Mammalia; Carnivora; Canidae
Gene: CMTM7
Product: CKLF like MARVEL transmembrane domain containing 7
Exons: 5
Coding region: 46-564 (172 amino acids)
Cellular component (GO): membrane
Source: RefSeq, a predicted model, not a curated record
CGGCCCCGGCCGGGGGGCAGGCGGCGGGCGGGCAGGGGCCGCGCGAUGUCGCACGGAGCCGGGCUCGUCCGCACCACGUGCAGCAGCAGCGGCGGCGGCGGCGGCGGCGCGGGGCAGCCGGGCGCGAGGGCCUCGGAGGGGCCGCUGGACCCCGUCUACCCCCGCACCUACUCGGCCCUGCUCAAAGUGGCGCAGAUGAUCACUCUGCUGAUCGCCUUCAUCUGCGUGAAUCGUUCUAUGUGGACCAGCUAUGCCUACAGCUACUUUGAAGUGGUCACCAUUUGCAACUUGAUAAUGAUCCUCGUCUUUUACCUGGUGCACCUCUUCCGCCUCUACCGCAUGCUCACCUGCAUCAGCUGGCCCCUGUCGGAACUUCUGCAUUAUUUAAUCGGUACCCUGCUCCUCCUAAUCGCCUCCAUUGUGGCAGCCUCCAAGAGUUACAGCCAGAGUGGACUAGUAGCUGGAGCGAUCUUCGGUUUCGUGGCCACCUUCCUCUGCCUGGCGAGCAUCUGGAUGUCCUACAAGAUCUCGUGUGUGACCCAGUCAACAGGGUCGUGCAAGUGAACGAUGCCUGGAGAUAUUGCCUCCAUCUUACUCUACCCUAAAGGGUCAAUCCUAAGAACAAAAACUCACAGCAGAAGAUGGAUGGGCAGAAAAACAUGGGAAGAGUCUUGGUCCCUGCAAAUGCCAAUGAGUCACUGAACUCUGACAGUCACAGAACUGCCCUAUCUUCGUUUCUUAGGAAACAAAUUUUCCUUAUUGCUUAAGACCUAUUUAAAUUAAGUUUUCUGGGAUGCCUGGAUGGCUCAGUGGUUGAGUGUCUGCCUUCAGCUCAGGGUGUGAUGCUGGAGUCCUGGGAUGUAGUCCCGCAUCCGCUGCCUGCAAGGAGCUGCUUCUCCCUCUGCCUAUGUCUCUCCCUCUCUCUGUGUGUCUCAUGAAUAAAUAAAUAAAAUCUUUUAAAAAAAAUUAGGUUUUCUGCUCCUCGCAGUUGACUGCACAAUGAUACACAAUGCUCUCUAUCAAAACAAAAUACAAAACUCUGAAGAAUGUACAGAUUCCAGUGAGUUCCUGAUGACUAUAAAGAUCUUGUUAUUCUUGUACAGACUGGAGGCAGGAAUUCUGCAGAUGACACAAAUAGUUGUAAGCUUGACCAGAACUACCAAAGUUUUGCUUCACACUUUCCUAGUCACUGGACAGUCUGAAAGAGAAUGUGCCUCUUUUGUUUUUAGCAUUGUGUGGCCACAUUGAGAGAUGGGAUGGGCGUGUCUCAAUUUGCUUCUCUGCAAGUAUUUCAAAUUGUUUACUCCCUAACAUUCCUCUGUGACUCUUCAAUAUAUGGCUCCCUAAAAACAGUUUGGAUGGGUACUCCAUCUUGGCAGCAAGAGCGGCAGCCCCUGGAAAGGAAGUGGGUUCAUUUCUUUUCUACCUGUGCCCCACACCUGGGCAGACUCACACAACUCAGUCUCCUACAUAGGGACUUACCCAGGGUUGUAGAGCCAACUCCUAGAACUCUGGAGAAAGUUUUCAUCUCAGCAUCAGGCUUCUGUAAUAAUAAUGAAACAACUACAAAGGCAGGCGAUUAAAUGGAUUUAUUUAAAAAGAAGACUACAAAAUUUGCCAAUGAGAGAGAUUAAAAAAAAAAAAAAAAGACCCAAGGAUUUAAACUGAUAAAUACAAAAGCAAUUGGCUAUAAACAAUGUAAAAAUACUUUUCCCAGUCCCCAAAUAGAACAUAAUUUAAGUACAAUUAUAAAAAUUUUUAUACUGUAUGUGCAUUUCCCUUAUAAUUUUUAAGAACCAUUCUAAACAGUUUAUUUGUAUAAAAUAUAACAAAUGUAACAUGGCUGUUAAUAAAAAAUUAUGUUAAAUUUCAGUUUACUGAGUGUGUCCUUUUUUGGACAUAGAAGGGGUUUUGGUCCCAAGAUCUCCUUAAACUUUUUAUUUUCUACAUGGUCUUUUUACUCUCGUUCCUUCUACAACAGAAGAGCAAGGCUAAUCAGUCAUGGGUCCCCUAAAAAAUAGAAUGAAGAAAAGUUCUAGAGUGACCAAAAAUACUAGUGAAUAUAUUAUCUUUCUGAAAAGGGAAGAGUUAAGUGGCAGUGAAGAGGUCCACUUCUGCCUCAGUGAAACAAAAGGAAGCAAAGCCUCUGAGCAAGCAGAGGUGAAGCUCAAUGCCAACGUGCUGUACGUGUGAGGCCGGCUCGGAUAUAUCCAUCAAACUCAACUAUGCCCAUGCACAUAUAUGGGGGGUUCCCUGAGGUAGCCCAGAUGCUUUUUUGUGACACCCAGCCGGGUCUACAUGAUAUUUAAAAUGACAGUGGUGUAUAGUUAGAUGUGAAAUUCCAGAACCUGCCAACCGAAGCUAGUUAUCUUGUGCUACUCUUUAUUCUUGAACCCCAGAACCAGGCUACUUCUCCUCACUUCAAUGGUGUGCCCAGUAAAAACAGCAUCAGUGAUUGGUUUCAUUAUCUCCCAAGGAGGUAGUGGUGACAGCAUCACUAGCACUAGCUAGCAUCCAUGCUCUGCUACAAAUGAGUAAGGUUCUGAGCAAGACAGAGCAGAAGCUGUGUCUGGCCAUAAUGAUGAAUUCUGACAACCACAUUUGCCACAUCUACAACGCACAAAUGAGAAUUUUAAAAAGGAUAAGGUCAUUAACUUUUCUCACUGGAAACAUGAUUCUACUCCUUCAGAUAGAAAACCCUGGGAGACCUCCACCAAAGUCCUGAAGUACUGACGCAUGGGCUCAGGACUGUCUUAAUACUACAGUCCUGAGUCGAAAAUGGAAGAGGAGUACAAGAAAGGUCUACUCUGAGAAGCAGUUGGUCAGAAAGGUCCUAUCUCAAGUGCCUUGUCUGGCUGGCCCUAAGACAGCCUGCCAGCAAAGAGACAACUCUUCCAAACCAUCAGAACUAGGUAUGAAGUGUCUCUUGAGAAUGGUUAGACUGCUUCCUUAUACCAUCAUCAGUAUUAACCUGGGCAGGAUCUGCUAGAUGCUUACUUUCUUAAGAAAGUCUUCUUCAAAGAGAAGUUAUAGUAGUGCCCAAGGUGGGAACAAGAACCCUAAAGAUCCUGCUACAUAUUCUAUGUGAUUAAAAGGGCCCCAAAUUUUGGACCACAUAGAGACCCCUGCCAUCAAGCAAGAGUCAGAGCUAGAGGCUCCACUGCUGUCGGAUGAUGAAGUGUACAGACCAUGUGGGGUAAAGAGAGUAGAAGGGAGAAUCUCAAAUAGAUGUAAAAAUCAAAGGCUGGGGUUUUAAAAAGAGGGAAGGCUUCAGAGAAGACACUGCACAGGACCCGCAGAGCUGUAUUAACUUCAGUAGAAAUAACCACAUGCCAGUAGGGAAAUGGAUCAAUUUCUAACUCAUAGUAUGAACUUCUCUCUUCAGACAGUGGUAAGUGGUUGAAACCUGUUUUUAUAAUUACUUUCCAUGUAUUGCGCAAAAAAGUGUAUCUUUUUUAUCUUUGGUCUCUAGCAAUGAGAGUUUCUUCCAUUUUUCUGUGUUAUAUACAAUUGUUCUUUUUUUUUUUUUUUUUUGCUUAUUAACAACAACCAAAGUGCAGUAUAAACAUGGGGUUUAUGAUGUUGUUGCUCUUAUACAUAUAAAAUACCAACACCUUUCAUACAGUUUCUAUUAGGCUAUAAAGGGUCUCAGAAAGAAUUAAUAAUUAUCCUAAAAUGUUACAAUGUAAUUUUAAGGCCGAGUGAGAUACAGUAAAACCUGGGUAUUAUAUUUUUAAGGAAAAAAAAAAAAAAAACCUAGACCAACAUUUUAAAUAGUGAUCUCUU